AUGUUUCUCAAUCUCUUUCGGUCGAAAGAAGCCAGACGAAGAAAGGAAGAAAAGAACCGAAUUGUGAAGCAACAAGAGCAAGACCGAAAGCGCCAGCAAGCGGCUGUCGCUGCGUCCAAACCAACUUACAUUCCGUACUAUACCUCUUCCUCCACAUCCGCCCCGUCGACUACCUGGGGUGGUAGCAACUACUAUGUCGAGGCUGGUAGCAGCAAUCCCGACCCAGGAGCUGGCAAUAGCAGCCAUCACCAUUCCGGCGGCGGAGACGGUAGCCAUCAUUCUGGCCGUGGUGGCAGCAGCUGUUAUUCAGGUGGUGGGUAUUCAGGGGGUGGAAGUAGCAGCAGCGAUUCAGGCGGUGGAAGUAGCAGCGGUGAUUCAGGAGGCAGCUCUAGUUCUGGAGGUGGCUGCUAA
Molecule: messenger RNA, 411 nt
Organism: Penicillium samsonianum
Lineage: Eukaryota; Fungi; Ascomycota; Eurotiomycetes; Eurotiales; Aspergillaceae
Exons: 1
Coding region: 1-411 (136 amino acids)
Source: RefSeq, a predicted model, not a curated record